AUGGCGCAAAAAGAACUUAAAUGGUACGACAUCUUGUCGAUUCUUUUUGGAAUCAUUUUAGGCUUUGCUGACCCCAUCACUGAUAUUCUAACACUGGUAGAAUUCUACCGCGCAAAUCACAAGACGUGGUUCGGUGUAGGGCUCUGUUUCAUUACUUUGCCAUCAUUAUUUUUUUCAUUCAUUAAUUUCGUCUUCAAGAAGGAGGAAUUCAAGAGCUGGUGUGACUGUUGGACUACAUGCAUAUUCAGUUGCAAUCCAUUUUUUCCCGCUUUUGUGAAACUGAGAACGCUUUUUGUUUACCUGAAGAACCUAUGGCGAGGCAAUAAAAUCGAACCGACUGACAUGAAAGAAAAUCCACUGACUGUGGAUGAACUACUGGACUUAAGCGCGUUUGCUGUUCUGGCCGAGGCCGCUCUUGAAUCAGCUCCUCAGUUUAUUAUUCAGUUGUACGCCAUGGCUGUUCAACAGGAAUCGGUAGCGAUCGUUCAAAUGGUUUCCCUGCCUGUGUCUUUUUUCAGUCUGGCUUGGGCGUCUAUUGUUGCUGAUGAGUUAAGUCACAUUAACGGAAGGUGCAUCUGUGUAAAAGAUAAAGUUCUACUUUUUGUAACGCACUUAUUUGUUUUAAGCAGUCGACUCUUUGCAGUUGCUUUGUUCACUGUAAGCUACAAGUGGUGGGUUACCGGUGUUUUGAUCUUUCAUUGUACGGUGCGAAUGAUAUGUGAUUUCAUUUGGAUUUGCGGAAAAGAAGAAUUUACGGUCGUGUUAAUUCUCGCUUGUUUUAAUUUCUGCUUCCAUUGGUUACGAGAUGAUUGGUCACUUUUAUAUUUUCAAUACGAAGAGAUCAGAGAGAAACAGCUAAGAAUACUGCUGCUCUCUAACGUGCUAUUUGUGAUAGAAAACAUCACCAUGAUCCUGUUGUUUUAUUUCAGUCAUUUCCCUCACACCUGGUUUUCCUUACCUGUCACCAUCUGCGUCUGUGUGUUCGCUGUUGUUGGAGCGGCAAUGAGGCUCUCUCAUUCCUAUUUCUUAAAGAAAGAAUCGGACAACGAUGUUAAAACGGGAAAGCAAUGA
This is a messenger RNA of Porites evermanni, 1071 nucleotides long. The record is from the annotation of a GenBank genome assembly. NCBI's taxonomy places the organism in Eukaryota, Metazoa, Cnidaria, Anthozoa, Scleractinia, Poritidae.